This is a messenger RNA of Euleptes europaea (tarantolino), 2255 nucleotides long. RefSeq names its product kelch like family member 2 (gene KLHL2). The transcript has 15 exons. The coding region runs from base 140 to 1924 and encodes 594 amino acids. The record is from RefSeq and is a predicted model, not a curated record. Lineage: Eukaryota; Metazoa; Chordata; Lepidosauria; Squamata; Sphaerodactylidae. Gene Ontology annotation, molecular function: protein binding.
GGGCGCGUCCGGCCGGGCGAGUGGUGCCUCGCGGGGCGUUCUGCCGGCGGAGUCGCAGCGUUCGCGGCUGGAAUGGUGCUGGCGCCGGCGUUCGGUGCCGGCGUUCUACGGAGGGAGCAGCCCGAGCGCAGGAGCCGCGAUGGAGAUGCUGCUGCUGCAGCCGUUGGGAUGUACCAAGCUGUGCCAUCAGAAGCCUCUGGAUUUGAAAGAUGAUAAUACUGAAAAGCACUGUCCUGUUACAGUGAACCCCUGGCAUAUGAAGAAAGCUUUCAAAGUUAUGAAUGAAUUAAGAAGUCAAAACUUGCUGUGUGAUGUGACAAUAGUAGCUGAAGAUAUGGAAAUUGCAGCUCAUAGAGUUGUGCUAGCAGCUUGCAGUCCGUACUUCCACGCCAUGUUUACAGGUGAAAUGAGUGAAAGUCAAGCAAAGAGAGUUCGAAUAAAGGAAGUGGAUGGCUGGACCCUAAAGAUGCUCAUUGAAUAUGUUUACACUGCUGAAAUUCAGGUUACAGAAGAAAAUGUACAGGUACUUCUCCCGGCAGCUAGCUUGUUGCAGUUGCAGGAUGUAAAGAAGAGUUGCUGUGAUUUUCUGGAAACCCAGCUUCAUCCUGUCAACUGUCUGGGCAUUCGUGCUUUCGCUGACAUGCAUGCAUGCACAGACCUACUGAACAAGGCCAACAUAUAUGCAGAACAGCACUUUACUGAGGUGGUACUUUGUGAAGAAUUUCUGAAUCUCGGCGUAGAACAAGUGUGCAGCUUAAUAUCAAGUGACAAACUCACAAUUGCAUCAGAAGAAAAGGUAUUUGAAGCAGUGAUAGCUUGGGUCAACCACGACAAAGAUGUGAGACAAGAGCUUAUGGCACGCCUCAUGGAACACGUCCGCCUACCAUUGCUCUCCCGAGAGUAUUUGGUUCAGAGAGUUGAAGAGGAGGCGCUAGUUAAAAACAGCAGUGCAUGUAAGGAUUACCUUAUUGAAGCAAUGAAGUACCAUUUGCUGCCACUUGAGCAAAGAGCUUUGAUGAAGAGUACCCGGACCAGGCUGAGAACACCUGCCAUUCUCCCAAAACUGAUGAUGGUGGUUGGAGGACAGGCGCCAAAGGCCAUCCGCAGCGUGGAGUGUUAUGAUUUUAAAGAAGAACGUUGGCAUCAAGUUGCUGAGCUACCUUCCAGAAGAUGCAGAGCAGGAGUGGUCUAUAUGGGUGGCCUGGUCUUUGCUGUUGGUGGUUUCAAUGGCUCCUUGAGAGUUCGCACAGUGGAUUCAUACGAUCCAGUGAAGGACCAAUGGACAAGUGUUGCUAAUAUGCAAGACAGAAGAAGCACUUUAGGAGCUGCUGUAUUAAAUGGGCUUCUGUAUGCUGUGGGAGGAUUUGACGGGAGUACAGGUUUAUCUUCGGUAGAAGCCUAUAAUAUGAAGACUAAUGAGUGGUUUCACGUGGCUCCGAUGAAUACAAGGAGAAGUAGCGUUGGUGUAGGUGUAGUUGGAGGUAUGCUGUAUGCAGUUGGUGGCUAUGAUGGUGCAUCACGCCAGUGCCUUAGUACAGUGGAGUGCUAUAACUAUAGUACAAAUGAAUGGACCUAUGUUGCCGAAAUGGGCACUAGGCGUAGUGGAGCAGGCGUUGGUGUCUUAAACAACUGUUUGUAUGCAGUUGGGGGCCAUGAUGGUCCUCUGGUUAGAAAAAGCGUUGAAGUGUAUGAUCCCACCAUCAAUACAUGGAAACAGGUUGCAGAUAUGAAUAUGUGCAGGAGAAAUGCAGGAGUUUGUGCUGUGAAUGGGCUCUUAUAUGUAGUUGGAGGAGAUGAUGGUUCCUGUAACUUGGCAACAGUGGAAUAUUAUAACCCAACCACAGAUAAGUGGACUGUUGUAUCAUCCUGUAUGAGUACAGGAAGGAGCUAUGCAGGUGUAACUGUUAUUGACAAACCAUUGUGAGCUAGAGAAAUAUUUUACCUUGAUUGUGCACUAGAAGCAAGCUUCAGCAGAAGUUAUUGAAGUGAAUAAGCACCAAAGCACUUCUCAAGUUAUAGCUGCACAUUGAGCAUGUUGGAAGCUGUGAUCUCCUACCAUUAAGGAUGAAAAUGAAGAUUAUUCUAGGUUGAAGCAAUGUGCAAUAAUGCUUUAUUUGACACUGAGCCACAUCUAAUUGAGAUGUAGCAAAGAUAUAUGGACCACAGUACUUAUUUGUUGGAUCUCUGGGCAAAAUUCCUUUCUUAAGGACCAAUCAUGUUUGUCAUGGUUGAAUCUGGUUUUUUUUUUUAAUCUG